CUUUUUACAUACUCAAAACAAAACAUACAUCAAAACGCUAAAGUUUAAACCCUAGCCAUCAUCAGAUCUUCAGAUUUCUGAGGAUCAUGGACAAGGUGAUGAGAAUGUCGUCAGAGAAAGGAGUGGUGAUCUUCACGAAGAGCUCAUGUUGUCUCUGCUACGCCGUUCAGAUCCUGUUCCGUGACCUUAGGGUUCAACCAACCAUCCACGAGAUCGACAACGACCCGGACUGCCGUGAGAUCGAGAAGGCUCUUCUCCGGCUCGGCUGUUCCACGGCGGUUCCAGCUGUCUUUGUCGGAGGCAAGCUUGUUGGCUCCACCAAUGAAGUCAUGUCCCUUCACCUUAGUGGCUCUCUCGUCCCCUUGAUCAAACCCUAUCAGUCCAUCCUUUACUAGCAAAUCAAACCAACUCAAUAUAUAUUAGCUAGUGAGAAUAAACACAGUUAAAGCUAGAGUGUGAGCUAGCUAGAUAUUCAGUGAGGACUUCGUCUGAAAUGUUUAUCUUAUGUAUGUUCUAUUGUUUAGCUUCUCUCGUGUUUCAGUUUAGUUAAUCAACUGGUGUAUGUUGAUGUAUAACUCUCUGUUCAUGCUAAUGAAAAAUAGUAUUCAAACUCUGA
Molecule: messenger RNA, 616 nt
Organism: Arabidopsis lyrata subsp. lyrata
Lineage: Eukaryota; Viridiplantae; Streptophyta; Magnoliopsida; Brassicales; Brassicaceae
Product: glutaredoxin-C13
Exons: 1
Coding region: 87-395 (102 amino acids)
Cellular component (GO): nucleus; cytoplasm
Source: RefSeq, a predicted model, not a curated record